AUGUCAACUGCUAGCGCUGAGACAACCGCCCAGCUCCCGCCAGCGGCGGGUCGGGUCUUUUUCCAAUCUUCACCCGGAGUGGGCUGCGCCGGCAACGGCCCAAUGCCAAGGGAUGACCCGGUCCAGAAGAAACAGGGGAAAGUCACGGUGAAGUACGAUCGGAAAGAGCUACGAAAGAGACUGAUCCUUGAAGAGUGGAUCAUCGAACAACUGAGCGAGCUCUAUGACUGCGAGGAAGAAGAGAUGCCAGAGGUUGAAAUAGAUAUUGACGACCUUCUGGAAGUAAACAGUGAAGAUGAGCGAGCUAUAAAAUUACAGGAAUCUCUAAUAGACUGCUAUAAGCCCACUGAGGAUUUUGUGCGUGAGCUACUCGGGAGGAUAAGGGGUCUGAGAAAACUCAGUGCUCCACAGAAGAAAAGCCUUUAA
This is a messenger RNA of Chanos chanos (milkfish), 426 nucleotides long. It is a transcript of the gene ppp1r14c, whose product is annotated as protein phosphatase 1, regulatory (inhibitor) subunit 14C. Gene Ontology annotation, biological process: regulation of phosphorylation. Gene Ontology annotation, molecular function: protein serine/threonine phosphatase inhibitor activity. The transcript has 4 exons. The record is from RefSeq and is a predicted model, not a curated record. Lineage: Eukaryota; Metazoa; Chordata; Actinopteri; Gonorynchiformes; Chanidae. Gene Ontology annotation, cellular component: cytoplasm. The coding region runs from base 1 to 426 and encodes 141 amino acids.